AAAAUAACAAUCCGGACAUGGAAGAAGUCUCCAGGGAGAAGGAAGGAGGGCCUUGGAAGCAAGCACAGGUGGGAAAUGGUAAAGAGCCACAGGAAGAGGCACAGUCAGAAGCAGCUUUUCCUCUGGAAGACAAAGAAACGUCAGAGAGCCAGGCAAAGGCAGGAGAUGAGGGGGUGCUGCCAAGGCGCCAAGGGCAGCCAGAGCCCCAGAGAAGGGCAAAGCAGGAAGGAGGGCCAGAGAGACAGGGAAAGCCAGAAUUUAGUAAAGGGAGCCCUGCUGUAAAGCGCCCAGCUGAGGACCACCUGCCCAGAAAAGCCAAAAGGAAAACCAACAAGGGGCUGGCCCACCGCAUCAAGCAAUAUAAGGAGGCCAUUCACGAUCUGCACUUCAGCAACGAGGACAUGAUCAGAGAAUUUGACAACAUGGCCAGGGUAAAGGAGGAUGAAAAGAACAAGCAGAAGAUGGCACAGAUCUUCUGGAUGCAAAGAAGUUUGCAGGACCCUUUCUACCCAAGGGGCCCAAGGGAAUUCAGGGGUGGCUGCAGGGCACCUCGCAGGGACAUCGAAGACAUCCCUUAUGUUUAGUUCCCCUUGGGCACUCAUAGGGCAUAGUGCUCUAACCUUAUGCAGCUGCUUUGAUUUAGGCCUUCCCCAUGUAAGCUGCAGCCUGUUUGACCCCACUCCCUGCUGUGUUCUGAUCCCAGUGUAGUUGAUUUCCCUUCACUGCAUGGGAAGAUAUUCAGAGUGCACUGUCAAUCCCAAGUACAUAAGCCACAGAACCCUCUAUUUGGCAUCAGCCCACUUUUGUGAAACUGCAACAGAGUAAUCUGCAUGGAGAAAACGAGUCUGGGAAUUACUUGUGUCGUUCUUUAUUGUUCUGUCAACAGUUUAUUGUCUCCUAAGGUGACUG
Molecule: messenger RNA, 909 nt
Organism: Phodopus roborovskii (desert hamster)
Lineage: Eukaryota; Metazoa; Chordata; Mammalia; Rodentia; Cricetidae
Product: transcription elongation factor A protein-like 4
Source: RefSeq, a predicted model, not a curated record